Oldenlandia corymbosa var. corymbosa is the source of this 555-nucleotide messenger RNA. NCBI's taxonomy places the organism in Eukaryota, Viridiplantae, Streptophyta, Magnoliopsida, Gentianales, Rubiaceae. The record is from the annotation of a GenBank genome assembly.
AUGAACAUCGGACUAAAACCCUGCAAAACGGACAGCUCUUCUACUCCCGACUGCUCCUUUUCAAACCACCGCCACCUAUUAAAUCGGCCAUUCAACCCUUCCUUAAUGGAGGUGGGGGAGGAUGUCAUGGCGGUGAAAGCGGUGUUGACAAGAACAAGGAGGUGCGUAUCCCAGACCGGAAGCCGAUGGUGGUUGUCCAAGAUUGUCGAUCCUGCGUACCGCCUCAUCGCAAGCGGUGCCACCAAGAUUUUGCGUGCCUUCUUGUCAACAACUCCCUCCGUUAAUGCACUUUCCCCUCCUCCUGCUAUUGAAACCCUAGAUGGGACCGGUGUUAAAAAGACGGUGGAGAUAACCAAGAUUUCCAUUGAUCCUUUAAGCUUACAUGGGAAGUGGGAAUUGACUAAUUGCGAUUCUCCGCAUAAAAUGAAAUGGGAACCAAGUAGCGGAUUUUCUUGCGAAUUUGGACUACUCCGCCCCGAGGGGUUACAUAUUUUGGCAACACCUCCGUCAUCUAUCCUAGAGAAACUAGCUUUUGAUAUCACACCUCCUAGCUAG